Habropoda laboriosa is the source of this 517-nucleotide messenger RNA. RefSeq names its product baculoviral IAP repeat-containing protein 5 (gene Det). The record is from RefSeq and is a predicted model, not a curated record. The coding region runs from base 62 to 517 and encodes 151 amino acids. The transcript is spliced from 4 exons. Lineage: Eukaryota; Metazoa; Arthropoda; Insecta; Hymenoptera; Apidae.
CGCACAGUUGGGUCGCAGAACAACGCGUUGGAUCGAGUAGUGAGAUUGUUUCACCGCGAUUAUGGAUUUAUUGCCAGAGCAAAAUUCGACGUUUUGGAAAAUUGGUAGAUUGAAAACGUUCGAAUAUUGGCCCUUUCGAUCAUCCUCCGAUAAUUCGUGUAGCCCCGAGCGAAUGGCUGCUGCUGGUUUUUUCGCGGUAGGUGGUCGAGAAGAACCUGACUUGGCGGAAUGUUUUAUUUGCUCCAAAGAACUCGAUGGCUGGGAUCCCGACGACGAUCCGUGGAAGGAACACGCAAAACAUCAGCCGGAAUGUCCGUUUGUAAAAUUGGGGAAACCUGACGAAGCUUUGUGGACUGUGCAUGAUUUGUUUGAUUUGUUCAAAAGAUAUGCCGUGAAGGAAUGCACACGCGAGUUAGCUAAAGCUGUAUCUACGGCGAAGGAAGAGAGCGCGAAACUUGUACGUGAAAUACCGCACAUUUACAAGGAACUAAGAAAGGACUGCGAAGACCGGAGUUGA